AUGAAGCACACCGCCGUCCUCCUCUCCCUCAUUGCCGUCGCAACCGCGGCCAAACUGCCGAAUGCCAGCCCGGACAUUGCCGACGUUGUUGCGCGCCACGACGGGCAUCCUGAGCAGAACACCACUAUCCCCGGAGAUGGUCACGAUCAAGACCUAGAGAAGAGGCGCGGGGGCGGUGCCGGCGGUGCCGGUGGCGCCGGCGGUGGCCACAGCAGCGGUGCCGGCGGUUCCCGCGGCGGCAGUUCUGGCACCAGCAGACACUCCAGCACCGACAUCGCCCAGACGAUCCUCUACGCCAACGCCCGCGGCCUGCCCUUCCUCGCGACGACAGGCGGGCACGGCACCUCCAAGUGGCUGGCGACGGGGCAUUUGGAAUUGAUGAUGUUGAACUAA
Chaetomium fimeti is the source of this 393-nucleotide messenger RNA. RefSeq lists its product as uncharacterized. The transcript has 2 exons. NCBI's taxonomy places the organism in Eukaryota, Fungi, Ascomycota, Sordariomycetes, Sordariales, Chaetomiaceae. Bases 1 to 393 code for a protein of 130 amino acids. The record is from RefSeq and is a predicted model, not a curated record.